Molecule: messenger RNA, 509 nt
Organism: Diuraphis noxia (Russian wheat aphid)
Lineage: Eukaryota; Metazoa; Arthropoda; Insecta; Hemiptera; Aphididae
Biological process (GO): regulation of DNA-templated transcription
Cellular component (GO): nucleus
Molecular function (GO): transcription coactivator activity
Source: RefSeq, a predicted model, not a curated record
UGUCACAGCCGCCAAUGCCACAGCCACCGAUGUCAAAGCCGCCAAUGCCACAGCCACCGAUGUCACAGCCGCCACUGACACAGCCGCCAAUGUCACAGCCGCCUCCACCGCCGCCCCCGACGAACGCAUUUCCAAUGCCUUCAGGGCAACCGAUCUUUCCGAUGCCACCCCACUUUGGUUAUCCGCCCAUUGCAUGGUCGCCAGUCCAUCAAUAUCCACCGCUGCCACCGCCGCCACCAGUGACGCCGCAGCAACCAGCCCACGAUCGCAUCGAGGAGGACGAUGAGUACAACGUACAGCAGCUCGUGUUCAACAAUAACAACAACAACAACAACUACAGCAGCAACAAAAAUAUGAACUCCGCAAACAACUUACAAAUUGAUUUGGAAUUUCAGUCGCCCCAGCGUCAGAACCGGCAGACGUUCUCACGAAUUGUAUCCAAUAAGGUAAACAACACCUCAAUCGGAUCCCGUUGCGUUAGAGGGGUAACAAAUUUUAUAUUGACAUAA